This is a messenger RNA of Paramecium pentaurelia, 533 nucleotides long. Lineage: Eukaryota; Ciliophora; Oligohymenophorea; Peniculida; Parameciidae. The record is from the annotation of a GenBank genome assembly.
AUGAAAGGUGGAGCAGCUGUAUAAUAAAUCUUAGUGAUUGAUAAAAUAUAAAUAUUAUUGAAUAAGAUAUUUGCAUAUAGCAAUUUAGCAGAAAGAGAAGGAUAAGGAGUUUGUCCUAAUAUUUUUAUAAGGUAAAAAUAUACAAAAAUUUAUAUCAGGUAGUAAGAUAUCAUAGAGAAUUUAGUUAUUCUACAAAGAAUGGGGGUGAAUGAUGAAAUUUUUGUUAUGGGAUUGUUUUUAGUUGAUCGUCUUACAACAAAGAACAAGUUUUACCUUAACCGAAGAAAUAUUUACAAGUAUACUAAUAACAUAUAUUUUUGGAAAGCCUUCUUAUAACAGCAAUAAUUUUGAGUCUCAAGAUGUAUGAUGAUAACCAAAAAGUUCAACAUAUCUAUCCAAUCAUUUUCGAAACAAAUAGAGAGAUUCUAAACAAAAUGGAGAAAAAAUUCUUGAAGUUAAUACAAUACUAAUUAUAUGUUAAAACAGAAGACUUUUUCAAUUACAGAGCGCGGCUACUUAAAUUAAAAGAUUGA